Molecule: messenger RNA, 5886 nt
Organism: Scophthalmus maximus (turbot)
Lineage: Eukaryota; Metazoa; Chordata; Actinopteri; Pleuronectiformes; Scophthalmidae
Gene: rnf150a
Product: ring finger protein 150a
Exons: 7
Coding region: 301-1602 (433 amino acids)
Source: RefSeq, a predicted model, not a curated record
GCAGCCAAUCGCGAGCGAGGAGGGAAACAGCUGACGCUGAACAACACAACACACACGGCGUCGUCUGCUCCUGCAGGUGCUGCUGUGUAGUGGACUCGUGCACGCAGCGCGCGCGCGUACAGUCCCCCCGGGCGGCUGGUCGGUGUGGGGCUGCUGCAGGACCCUGGCUUUCCGGCCGGGUUGAUGCGUUUUGCAAUCUGUGGCUGCUUUUGCGAGAGGGACGUGCUGUGAGCUCCCCCAGCGAGGAAGAGGAGGACGCCCGGUGCUCGCCGCCCGACCGUCCCCGGCCAGCCCCGCACGAUGGCCCCGUCUCUCGUCCGCGCGUGCCGCAGUCUGGCUCUCUCGACGUGGCUGCUGUCCUUCUGCUUCGUCCACCUGCUGUGUCUGGACUUCACGGUGGCGGAGAAGGAGGAGUGGUACACCGCCUUCGUCAACAUCACCUACUUGGACCCCGUCACGUCGGAGGUGCGGACGGAGAAAACCGAGUGCGGUCGCUACGGCGAGCACUCGCCCAAGAGGGAAGCCAAGGGGCUGGUUCUGCUGCCCUCGCUCCCGCAGGACAGGCAGGCGUGCGACCCCAACGUCCGGUUCCCCCCCGCGCCUCACCACGCCGCCUGGGUGGCGCUGGUGGCCGCGGGCAACUGUACGUACAGGGAGAAGAUCCGUAACGUUGCCAACCUCAACGCCUCUGCAGUUGUCAUCCACAACGUGGGCAACAGCAGUCCCAACGAAACCAUAACGAUGCCCCAUCCAGGUACGGGUGACGUUGUCGUCAUCAUGAUCCCAGAGAAUAAAGGUCAUGAGAUUGUGGCCUUGCUGGAGCAGCACGUCGUGAUCACGCUGCACAUCACUAUAGGAACCCGCAACCUGCAGAAGUACGUGAGCAGAACAUCGGUAGUGUUUGUCUCCAUCUCCUUCAUCGUGCUCAUGAUCAUCUCCCUCGCUUGGCUCGUCUUCUACUACAUCCAGAGGUUCCGCUACGCAAAUGCACGGGACCGCAACCAGAGACGUCUUGGAGAUGCUGCCAAAAAAGCCAUCAGCAAGCUUCAAGUGCGCACCAUUAGGAAAGGAGACAAGGAGACCGACUCUGACUUUGACAACUGUGCAGUUUGCAUUGAAGGUUAUAGGCCUAAUGAUGUUGUAAGGAUAUUACCAUGCAGACAUGUCUUCCAUAAACACUGUGUAGACCCAUGGUUACAAGACCACCGGACGUGUCCCAUGUGUAAAAUGAACAUCCUCAAAGCCUUAGGAAUCCAACUCAACGCAGACUGCUCAGAUGAGAUUCCUCCGGACUACGAGAUGUCCGUCGGCGGUCAACCCACCAACCCCAUCAGUGGGGCGAGUGAAAUCACAGUGAACGAGAGCUCGGUGGUGCUGGAUCCCACGGGCAGAGCGAUAGGCCUGCAGCAGCUCCAACCUGAUGCAGAAAUGGCCCUCGAGGCGGGGGAGAGCCACAUCUUUGCCAGCAGUGAGCACCAGCCGCCACUCAGCAGUGAUUCUGUCACGUCUGCCAUCAUGGGCGUGGAGGUGUGUAUGUCCGAAACAGACCUGUCCACGGAGCAAGAAUGUGACGAGGCCAAAUCCUGGGCCAGUCCGAGCUGAGAAAACCAAAACAGCACGAAUCACCCGGAAAAGGAGGAUGAGAGCAGAACAGGGUGAUCGGGGGGCUCCCGGAGAUUCCUCCAGGUGUUUUGCACCUGGAGGAAGUGAGCUCAUAGAAGAUGGGCAAAUGAGCAACACAACCCCUAGCAGCACAAAACACCCCAUUCUGUCAGACUUGUCCCUGAGUCUGCAGACAUGUCGCUUGCUCGUUUUCUUGUGGUGGUCUAGUUGCUGUCCACGUAACGUUUAUCACACCCUUAAACCUAGCAUCAGAAAUACACACACAGUAAGUGAGAUGUCAGUGGCCUUCACAGUACUGACAAGGCAAAAUAUGUUUCUCCUCACUCUGGCAAACCAAAACAUGCUGCUGGACACAAUGUGGGGCCGGCAGCCGUCAGGCCUCAACUGCAGCUUUAAUUAUAUAUAAGAGAAAAUAUGUGCUGAUUAUUUGAUGUCUUGGUAUGAGAUCACUGCCAACGUAUCAGUGUUACUGAUGUGACAGAUACAUAUAGCACAUUUAGAGCUCAUAUUAAAAAUGUCCCUAAUAGCUGGUGUGAAACCAGCAUUUUUUCCAGCUUCAGACGUAAUAUUUUAUCAUCCCCUGAACACUUGAAGCUUAUGUAUUCACGUCCAUGCGGCCAUGUGGCAUUAAGAAGUUGAAACAUGUAUGCACACUUUCUGCUGUAAUUUCUAAAUGUAACUGUUUCUCUUACUGUUAUGUCGAGACUUUCUUUUUUUUUUUUUUUUUUACUACUGUUUUACCAACUGAAUAGUCGAGAGGAAAUGACCAAUCGCGAGGUCGACAUUUCUGUCCUCACAUCUGACAAUCAUAGCUUGACACAAGCAGUUUGAAGUGAUGUCACCCACUGCCCUACUGAAACUGCUGCUGAUUUACAAGGCACCACAACACACACGUGUUGUCUUACAAUGUCAGGAAGGUAAUGUUCCUGUUGCUAAGCACAGCUGGCCACAGCGGUUGUCACUACCAAAUUCUGGCAGUGUGUACGUACUGCAGACAAACUUCCUACUCUGGUCAAGCCAGCCAAUAUAAACAUGUCGCCAAGUCCGUGCCAAGUCUAUCAGUGAUAUUUUAAACAUUGCUGUUGUUCAUGUACAUGUGAUUCUCUUGGCUGUCAAUCGAGUUCGAAUGACAAUAAAUCUGUGCAUGAUAUGAAACUGAAGAAAUUAGCGCAUAGAAUUGGUGAAAACAAGGGAGGGAACUUUCUCCCCGGAAAUGGUCAAGGUUUUGAUUUGAAGGAUUUGAUGCUCUGAGAAUUUUUAUGGCAUGAAGAGCUUACCGCAUGAAAGUGCGGUAUGAGUGCCAUUUUCGCUGUCAGCAUGUUAUUGUAUGUAGCGUAUUUACACGGAAAAAGAAACAAAAUGAAGUGUAGUGAAAUGAGUCAAAAUGCAGACUUAAAAAAAAACACUUGAUGGGCCCUGUGCAUCUGCAUAGCAACUUUGCUUGUUUCAGAACGAUGCUGUUUCUAUUUCCCCAUCCCGUGCCCAUGUUUGAAUGGAAAAUGCACUUACGCCCAUGGGUGUGUAUAAGUCUUAAAUGAGGUGUGGUCAGGGGCUCUAUUAGAUGGAAAGUGAUUGCAAAAACCUGGUCUGAAGUCAGGGGCGCAGUAUUUCAUUGUUAUUUAAAGGGCACAUUAUUAAAAUGGUGCAUAUAACAUAGAGGUUUGCGCACGCGCUGUCCAAUAUGUGCCAGACACAGAUGGUCUGCCCAUGUGCAAAGUGAAACCCCUUUCCUCUGCAGAGAAGCUACCUGGCCAUUCGCCAUUGUAAGAGCAAUCUGCCAAGGUGCAAGCACACAGAUUUUUAAAGGGAACAGUGGAAGGCCUGGAUUGAUUCAUUGCUUGUUUAAACCCCAAAACACACCCAUGAUUAACUAAGCGUCUAAGCACAGCCCUUUAAAAAAAAAAAAAUCCGCUGUUAAAACUCUAGUAUUGAGAAAGCCCUAAAUGCACUUGUGCCGUGUGCUUUAGACCAUGUGCGUAGAUCAUUCAAAUAUAAUCCACUGUCUCUCAUUAAUUCUACAAAAGUACUGCAGAGGCUGAAAACAUUAACAUUAAUUGUGAAUAGUGAUGCAAGAACUGCAGAACGAUCUUGGGAAACAAAAAAUAAGUACUAAACACAUUUAGUUUUCUUGCCACAGUGGGUUGUUUGGCAGCAUGUGAACUGCAUCAUUUCCUGGUAGUGUAAAACUAUAAAGUUAAUUUCUUCUUUCGUAAAAACCCUUUCCUUCUACAAUAAAUAGCGAGUUGGGACACUGAGACACUGAGACACUGACUGUUGAUUAACAUUUAAAAUCUGCUGCAGUUUUUUAGUAGAAAUCCUCUCACAUUCCUGUAGACUUGCACUCCAAAAAAAGAAGAAGCACAGACCCACUGACUCCAUCAAUGGAGCCAGUGGAAUUGAACUGGUCCUUUUCUCCUCCAGUCACUGUUUCCAUUAUGUCCUGGAGCCAGCUGGGAUUCUGUUAUGUAACACACACACGCACAUGCACGCACGCACGCACGCACACACACACACACACACACUUCUUUGGGUCAGUCAUUGAAGGAUCAUUGGAUCUACUAGCAAAUGGUUCUGUGUUUCAUGAAAGCUUUGGUAUUUUAAAUUCUUGUAAGUGUUUUGUGAGACUAUACAUUUAGAUCAAGCCCAUAGGCAACAUUCUAGACACUAUUAGUCCCUAAAGUAAAGGGUUAAAAAUACCUUUGUUCUGACCGCAGUGUUUCCACCGUGACAUUCUCUGUCUGCAGUUGAUUUUCAGGUUUUCAAUUACCUCAUUCCAGUUGCUUGCAAACCUGCAAAUUCAACACGACUGAAAUGUGUGUUAACACUAUGGCAGAAUGCAUGAAUGUACUGUACAUUUUCAUAUACACAGUGCAUUGGUACUGUAAUAGUCGUUUUGUAAUAGUCCUGUUUGGAGAAAGAGAGUGAUUUAUGCCAGCUCUGUAAAAUACAGAUGCUUAAAUCUCAGCCAGCUUAAUCUGGACCUUUAAACCUCUGCACGUUAACAUCAGCUCACAUGAUAGUGAAAUAGCACAACGCAUAAGAUAAACCAAAAACAGACUCAAUAUCUGCUGCUCUCCUUGUCUUGCGUGUUUGUUUGUGGGUUAUUCUUCUGUCCUCUUCUCACAUUUGCACACAAGCACAAUAAACGCUGUCUGCAUCUGACCAUUAGUUUGGUCGCCAAGCAACGAGACGAAGCAAAGCACAUUCAUUCUCAGCGUCGGAUCGCUCGAAUCCGGCUGUACUGCCUAAUGAAUCUGGUUUGUCUAAAGGUGGAUCAAGGCCUUGUUUUUACAGAGCAACAGGGCCAUCUCUCGAUUUUUGUCUGUUUACUGUGUUUUAGUAACAAAUCUCUCUUGGUAAUGAGUAAUGUCUGUAAUGACUCCAGAAAACAAGAUUGUUAUCCUUAAUUGUAUCUGCAACAUUGCACAAUGCUUUUAUUUAAUAUGUCUCCUAAUCAGGUUUCCUGGAAAGAACGGUGUAAUUUGCUGCUAAUUGUGGGGAAACAGAAAUGUCCUUAAGAGAAAAGCUCCAUUUUAACUUGAGUUUAUAUUCAUACAUUAUUUGUGAAUUACUAAAACCUUUAUCCUCCUCAUUUGUUAAUUUUGUUUUCUAUUUUUUUUUAUGUUCUUAUUGGCAGGGACAGUUUAUCACAUGGUAGUUACCACAGUACAAUUGAUACCAAAUAAGAAAGAAAGAAAAAACUUAAAACGGAAGCUGAACUAUGAAUUGUGUUAACUUGCUUCUUGACAAAGUUUCUAAUUACUUUGAAUUAAUUAAGUAAAAUGAAUAUACCAAUUGAACUCUGUCUAAGUUUCCCCUACUGUGUAACUAGAAUCAUAUUACAUUGUUCUUUCCAGGCAAAGACUCCAAGACAGGAUGAACCCGUACAGUUAAAAAAAUACAUUUUUACUUAUUAUUAUAAUUAUAAUUAUUGUUAUUAUUAUUAUUAAUAUUCUCUUUUCACACUUCUUCUCAUUGUGUAAACCUUCCUAUAUUGCACUUUAUCUCUCCAGUGAAUAGGGAGUAGCUAUACUGAAUGACUCGAUAAAAAAGUCUUUUUACAUAGAGCUUUUAAGAAAGAGGGCUACAGUACUGAAAAUAGCACGAGUGAAUUGUUGCUUAAUGUAUUAUAUUGUGGUCUUUUAUCUGUAAUGUUGUGUAUGUGUGGUGGGGGAGGCCUGGUGCCAAUAUAUUGUAAACUAUACUCAGCAGAAAUAACAGCAUUGCUAUUUUGUAAUAUAAAAACAAUUCUAUGUAUUAUUA